Messenger RNA from Linum trigynum, 1556 nucleotides. Lineage: Eukaryota; Viridiplantae; Streptophyta; Magnoliopsida; Malpighiales; Linaceae. The record is from the annotation of a GenBank genome assembly.
ACAUAAAAGUUAAAACUCCUCCCUGCCACCUUCUUCACACAUACAGAGGCACACCAGUCAUCGCAUACUCGGAGAGAGAGAGAGAGAAGCAGCAGUGAACGGUAACAGCAUCAUCACCCACCCCACAACAAAUUUCCCUCUGCUUCAUAGCUUAUCUCCUUCAACCUUCAGAAACAAAACUGCACUCGCUUCUGAAUCUGAAAACCGAGCUAAAUGGGCGAGGAGGAAAAGAAACCGGCUGCUGCAGCGGCGGAAGGAGAGAAGAAAACAGAGGAGAAAAAGGGCGAGGAAGAGAAGAAGAAGGAAGACAAACCGGCGGCUGCGGAGAAACCGGUUGGGGAUGAGAAGAAAGAAGGAGGUGAGGAACCCAAGGCGGAGGAGGCGGCGCCUCCUCCUCCUCCUCCACAAGAGAUUGUGCUCAAGGUUUACAUGCAUUGUGAAGGUUGCGCCCGUAAGGUGCGCCGCUGCCUCAAAGGCUUCGACGGGGUUGAAGAUGUGAUUACGGAUUGCAAAAGCAGCAAGGUUGUGGUGAAGGGAGAGAAAGCGGAUCCGUUGAAGGUGCUGGACAGGAUUCAGAGGAAGAGCCAUCGUCAAGUGGAGCUCAUCUCCCCAAUCCCAAAGCCCCCUUCUGAGGACGAAAAGAAGAAAGCUGAAGAUGAGAAACCCAAGCCGCCUCAAGACCCCAAGCCCGAGCCUCCACCAGUGAUCACCGUUGUGCUGCAGGUUUACAUGCAUUGCGAAGCUUGCGCCAUGGAGAUCAAGAAAAGGAUACUGAGAAUGAAAGGGGUGGAAUCGGCAGAAGCAGAUCUGAAGAGCUCUCAGGUGACGGUGAAGGGAGUGUUGGAGGCGGAGAAGCUGGUGGAGUACGUGCACAAAAGGACGGGGAAGCACGCUUUGAUCGUGAAGCAAGAGCCUGAAAAGAAGGAAGAAAGCAAAGGCGGGGACGAAGGCGGUAAAGAAUCCAAGGAAGAGAAGAAAGGCGACGACGCAGCUGCUGACGUCGGCGGCGAGGAAAAGGACAAGAAAGAAGGCAGCGGCGGUGGUGGAGAGGAUCCGAAGCCGGAGGAGAAGAAGGAAGGUGAGGGGGACGCCAAGGCGGCGGAAGCGCCAGCUGCCGGAGAAGAGACCAAAGUGGUUGAGGUGAAGAGAGAUGAGUAUAUUUACUACCCACCCAGGUCCGCCAUGGAAUUGUACGCCUAUCCGCCGCAGAUCUUUAGUGACGAAAAUCCCAAUGCCUGUGCGGUGAUGUAACAAUAAAAGGUUGGGGAAAGAUAGACGGACAAAAUUUGCAAGUUUGAGGACUGAAAUGGGAAGAAGUUAAAAAUAUACAGCCAGAACAGGAGGAUAAUACAUUAAUGCUUUUGCCCAUUCCUUCUUCUCACUUCCCUUCCUCUUUAGUUCCUUUCCUUACCUCUUUUUUUUUUUUUUUUUUUUUAAUUCGUUUUUUAGUCCCCUUUCUUUUGGGGGGUUUAAGGGCAUAAUCCUACAGGUUUAGAAACUGUAGUUCAGUGAGCUUUGCACCCCUUUUUCUCAUUGAAUAAUAACUUGUUUGUUAC